AUGACGUGCAGUGCAACGUCAUAUCAUGUCACCUUAUCUCUAGUUCAAAUGUACGUCAAGAUCGUCUCUUUCGAAGAUGUUCUCGGUGAACCUGAAGGCGCACACUCGAUCGACUGCGUCUGGAAGCUUGCGUACACGUGCUUUUCGUGCUGGCUUGGACUCUGUUACAAGAUUUCCACCUUAUUAUGCGGAAUCUGUAUCGCCGCGCAGUGGGGCUGCGAGUUCGCCGAAGUCGCCUUCUACCAUGUCUGGUUCAUCACCCCGAUGUUGAAGAUGUGCGAGAUGAACUGCGCCGUCUGCACGAAGGUAAUGCGCACGUGCCUCUCAUGCUGCAUCGAGCCGUGUUGCGAGGCGUGCGGAGCUGUAUUCCACCACUUCAAGAAAUAA
Messenger RNA from Dreissena polymorpha, 387 nucleotides. RefSeq names its product caveolin-1-like. Gene Ontology annotation, molecular function: molecular adaptor activity. The record is from RefSeq and is a predicted model, not a curated record. NCBI's taxonomy places the organism in Eukaryota, Metazoa, Mollusca, Bivalvia, Myida, Dreissenidae. Gene Ontology annotation, biological process: caveola assembly. Bases 1 to 387 code for a protein of 128 amino acids. Gene Ontology annotation, cellular component: caveola. The transcript has 2 exons.